GUGGCCUAGAAGAUACAACUAUAUACAUACACUGUGCUAGAAAUCGGGAGACCAGGACUCCCUUUGCCUGGAACCCCUCCCUCUUGCCCUCUGCCUCGGAGAACCCCAAUCUUCUUCCUCGGCAUCCCCUUCUUUCGGAUCCCCUCCCCCCCUCUUCCUGCCUUGGGUUUAUUUUGUGUUUCUUCUUGGGCCCAGAGCCUCGCCCCUGACGAUGCCGGUGCCUCGAAGGCAGCGACUGCCUCUUUGGGCUUGUGUACACAGUCCGCGUAGGCUCAGGCUGAGGGAGUUUCUGUGUCAAGGGCUGCCAGGUGCUCCGCCCUUGGGGCUCCCUCACGCCUCCUUCAAAUGAGCCGGAUUGCAGCUCGGCAGCCAGUACGGAGCGUGGGGCUGCCCUCCUCUCCGGCGUGCCGGCCCUCUCUAGCCUUCUCACACUUGUGGCGGGUCCUCUUCAGGGAUCCGUCGCCCAGGGAGGCUUCCUAUAGGUCAAGCCAGUCAUCGCAGCUGCUGCCAGCGCGCAGGCUCGCCGCCACGGGAGUGUGUAUCGCCUCGGUGUCCCCCAAGAUGGAUUUUCGCCUCGGAUUCCGGAGACUCCUCCUGACUCUUGCCCUCUGCCUGCCCUUCUUCCCUGCUCAUGUUAACUCUUCGUUCAGAAAGGAAGAAUGUGCAAAGGGUUCUGAGGUCUGGUGUCAGAAUUUCAAGACAGCAUCUGAAUGUGGGGCCGUUGAACACUGCCAACAGACUUUCUGGAGCAAGGCAACGGAGGAAUUCAAGGAGAUGUGCAGAUAUAUUGGAUUUUGUGCCAGAGAGAAGGAAACACCUCUGCAGGCCUCAGUCUCCGCUCAUGCAUCCGACACCAGAAUGAUCUCUGCGCUGGAGCCAGAGGAGAACUCGGUUCAGACGAGGGCCGAUCCCACUUGUGAGCUGUGCCACUUCAUUAGCAAAGAGAUCGCCAAUUCGCUGGAUAACAAACAGACGACGGAGGACGUGCUUCACGCGGUCGAGAAAGUCUGCUCGGUCAUUCCCAACUACGUGUACAUGGCCGAGAGCUGCCGGGACUGGGUCAGCGCCUACGGCCGGAGCGUUGUUCAUCUGCUCCUGGAGGAGACCGACCCGGACUUGGUGUGCGGCGCCCUGCGCGUGUGCCAGGGCCAAAGGUCAGCGCGUGCAGCGAACGAGGCCAAGCUCAGGAGCGGGGCCUUCUGCGAGGUGUGCAAGAUGUUCGAUGGCUAUCUGGACAGGAGCCUGGACAAGAACAGCACCCAGGCCAUGAUCCUCUCGGCCUUCCAGAAGGCGUGCGGCAUGCUGCCAGAAGCGUACCGCAGCAAGUGUGACGAGUUUGUGAAGGAGUACGAGCCCAUCCUGAUCGCAGCCUUGCAUGAGGAGCUGGACCCCGCUUCUCUGUGUCUGAAAAUUGGAGCUUGCCCCAAAGAGGCUGCUGGGCCGCCGCUGAGAACCGAGCAGUGCAUGUGGGGCCCGAGCUACUGGUGUAAGAGCAUGGAGACGGCAGUUCUGUGCAACGCUGUGGACCAUUGCAAGAAUCACAAAUGGAAAUAGAGAAGAGCCCUCGUCUCUUGCAUCCUCUGCCCGAUUUGUAUGUUUGGGGGAAGGGGCGCACAGACCCCACGUUUGUUCUUUCUGUUUUUAAGGGAGCCCCACGUCCUCCUCCUCCUCCUCCUCCUCCUCCUCCUCUGUUCCAUUUGCCAUUGUUCCCCUGGGUCCCAGAGGACGUUUCCCCCUCUAACCUAGGCGAAUGACGGCUGUGUGUGCGUCACGGACCUGAGGCUGGGUGGGACGGCGGAGACAGAUGUGGGGGAGGUGGCAUGUGGGAGCCUGUGGCCAGGGACGUCGGAAGUGUGGGCCCCACAGAGCUGUGCCUAGACGGGGGCUUCCAACUUAUUGGCGGUUAGCCGUGUUCCAAUGGAUCUGAGGAGGCUUUUAUUAGGGGCCCAUGAAAGGCAGAGUUUUGUUCUCAAGGGCAGGAAUUCAGAGCCUUUUUGGGGUUUCUAAACUGGUUUUCCCUUGAUGAGCCCAAGUCUCGUCCCUGGUGGCUUAGGAGGCAGAGGAGGCGAGGCAGGCGAGGCUUUGGAUUUGCUCUAGCUAGAGGGAGGCCGCCUGGCUCUGAAUUCACUUUCUUGGAACACCCCCUUCCUUCGUGAUAGUUUCCUCCUGUUUUCCAUAUCUUUGUCAUGCAUUUCUGGGACUUGGGGCAGUGAGAUCCAAGGUCACUAGGGCUGCUUACAGGAUGGGCUGCGGCCCAGGCCAUGGGAGGGACCUUUGGGGAAUCCCUUCUUCUCUGACACCUUGACUUCAUGGAGCAGCCUUCGGUGCUUGCUGAGUUCCAGGACAAGGAGUCCUUCUCUUCGAAUUCUGCUUGAAUGGUAGGGAGCACUCUGGGCCCAUAUGGCACUGCUUUGACCCCUUCUUAGAAGCCCCCCUUAGCGUCAGCAUUUCUUUACAGCAAUGCAGGGGACACCACUCUGCAUGUCUUGCUUCCUAGUAGAAAAGUGACUCCGCUCAACCGCUGAGCCCCGAAGCAGGCUGGGAGGCGAUUCCUGCCCCCUCUGUUCUACUACAGAAUACCCUAAUACUGAGGAUUUUGGCAGGAUUUGUUUUUGCUUGAACACUUUUUAUGAUUCUCAAUAAAAGUUCUGCUCUGCUAGA
Messenger RNA from Monodelphis domestica (gray short-tailed opossum), 2661 nucleotides. The record is from RefSeq and is a predicted model, not a curated record. NCBI's taxonomy places the organism in Eukaryota, Metazoa, Chordata, Mammalia, Didelphimorphia, Didelphidae.